AAAACUUCUUUAAGCAGCUCGAGUAAGCGGAGGAGUAACACGCGCGCGCGCGGAGUAACGGGCACCGGCGCACGUGCCUUCAGACACCGGGGACCGGAGGAAUAACGGAUAAACACUUCUUCACCUGUGGUUUCUGUCCUGAACUGUGGCGCUUCUGUCUGUCAUUAUGAUGAACAUAGGCUUCAGCAGGAAAAAAGAUAAACCGGCCAUGCACAGCCCCGAGGCUCUGGUGAAGCAUUAUGUAGCCUACAGCGCUAAGUUUUUAGGAUUCACAGAGGUUGACCAGCCAAAAGGCACGGAUGUUGUUCGGGUGGCUGUGAGAAAACUGAAGUUUCAGAGGCAUAUCAAAAAAUCCGAGGGGGAAAAAGUUCCCAAAGUCGAGCUACAGAUUUCCAUACAUGGGGUCAAAAUAUUAGAUCCAAAAACAAAGGACGUGCAGCACAACUGCCAGCUGCACAGGAUGUCCUUCUGCGCCGACGAUAAAACGGACAAACGGAUCUUCGCCUACAUCUGCACCGAGCCGGACACCAAGAGGCACCUGUGCUACGUGUUCGACAGCGAGAAAUGUGCAGAAGAGAUCACCAUUGCCAUCGGUCAGGCAUUUGAGCUGGCGUAUAAAAUGUUCCUGCAGUCCGGGGGGAAAGACGUGGAGUCCAGAAAGCAGAUAGGAAACUUACAGAAAAGGAUUCAGGACUUGGAAAUGGAAAAUACAAAGCUCAAGAAACAGCUUCAGUGUCUGGAGGAUCAGCUGAUCAGCGCACAGUCAUCACCGCUCUGGCAUUUUAACACCUCGCCGGACACCUGCGUCUUGUCCUCCUCUCCGUCCUGCUGUACCGAUGACGUCUCCUCGCUGUCCUCUCUAGAGAUUUCCUCUGUCACACUAACGCCUCUCAGUUCGCCCGAUUCCGGACAGUCGGCAGGCCUGCUGACUCCGCCUCCUGCUAAACCCACCCACUCGCUACCGUCCAACAGCUUCAUUGUCCCUCGUCCUCAUGCUGUUAGCAUCCCGGUGAAAACCACCUCCACAGAUGUAUUCGACAUGCUACCCUUUACACCCGGAUCUUCCACUCCAAGGAUACAGAUGUGUAACGGGAAUUGGAAUUUCCCCUGGCCACCUCCUGUAGACAGAGGUACAGACCUGUUCGGAGCCGUCCCCUUUGACCCCUUCACCUGCGGCCUUUUGGACUUCCCCCCAGACGUCCAGUCCAAACUGGAUGAGAUGCAGGAGGGGUUCAAAAUGGGUCUGACUCUAGAGGGCGCCAUUUUCUCCCUGGAGCACGUGGACAGUCGGUGCUGAAGUCUGAACAGAACUUUCUGUAUUAAGGGAUGAAAAUUUGAGCAGGCCGUUAAGGACAUGUACAAAUUCUUUCUAUUUUUAUAUUGCAGAAAGUGCGUCUGUAGCCACACCCACACCCACACAGAGUGUCACAUCCUGCUGAAAAACGAGUCCGUCGUAUUUAUGUGGCUGUCGAAAUAUUUUGUGGAUUUUCCGCUCACAUUUCUGUAAUGUUUGCACUUUCUCUGUUGAUCCUUAGACACAAACCUGUCCUCCGUUUCCAUCGCAUUUAUGUAGAACAUCUAAUAUUUGCUUUAUGACUAUUUGAUGAUAUUACCCUCGGUAAACUAACCGGACAUUUCCAGUUAAAGCUUUAAAAAGAAAAUCUGCAUUCCUUCAUAGAAGUUUAGUCUGAAUUCUUCUGCAUUAAAGAUGUGCUUCAGAAUUUUCCCUGUAUUUUUUUUUUGUUAAAGAGAAACUUCACACCCUGGACGAACAGAAUUAAAAAUUAAAAGAUAUCAGCAAGAAAAGACAUGCAUUUAUAUCA
This is a messenger RNA of Hemibagrus wyckioides, 1823 nucleotides long. RefSeq names its product GULP PTB domain containing engulfment adaptor 1b (gene gulp1b). NCBI's taxonomy places the organism in Eukaryota, Metazoa, Chordata, Actinopteri, Siluriformes, Bagridae. The record is from RefSeq and is a predicted model, not a curated record. The transcript has 12 exons. The coding region runs from base 167 to 1297 and encodes 376 amino acids.